CCAACUCAAAGGGUGGACAGCGGGGAGAAUCCUUGGAGGACAGCUCACACAGGCUGAAGAGAGAGAAAAGAGCACACAAAAGAUGGGCUAUCAGAUUACCAUGUGCGAAAGAGAAAGGUAAUCCUAUUACCCCUAAGCCUAAUAAAUCCAGAGCCUCAGAGGUAGGGUGGAUCAGUGUAUUCUCAGAGGAGAGCACAUGAAGGGGCUGACCACCGAGCGCCAGAUAUCGCUACGUCUGGAUAUGUGAAAACUGCUUGCAUAAGGUGGUUCUAGAAUUCCUCCUUUCACCUGGCGUCACGUAGAUCUUUUCCACUUUGCCUGUGAGUCUACUGGAGCCAAAGAGGUUCCGAGCUCGCCAUGAAUCUUGAACCAGUUAAGGCCGAGAUCAAAUCUGCCACACGUGUGACUGGGGGACCCGCAACCCCAAGGAAAGGACCACCAAAAUUUAAGCAACGACAGACCAGGCAGUUCAAGAGUAAACCUCCAAAGAAAGGAGUUCAGGGAUUUGGUGAUGACAUCCCUGGAAUGGAAGGUCUAGGAACAGACAUCACCGUCAUCUGCCCCUGGGAAGCCUUCAACCACUUGGAGCUGCACGAACUGGCCCAGUACGGCAUCAUCUAGAGACCCCGGCGGCCAUGUUGGUCAAGCCUGUUUUUUUUUAUUUCCUGGCCGGUCACAGAGAUGUAGUGUGUGUAGGAUUUGGUACAAGACAAGGGUGCCCAACUCUGCUUCUUUGAGGUCUCGGUUGUGAACUGCUGGCUUUCUCCCCUGGCAAAACCAAAAACUUGUACACACACUGCAACAACUACCCCAACCAAUAGAGAUCUCUGUCAUGUCCGCCAUGUUGUACAAUACACUCCAGGCAUCCUGGAAGAAUGAUCAUGUAAACCUCCACAUUUCAUGAGAUUUCUAUCAAUUUACCGUGUACACCCCUUCCUAUGUUUCUCUUUUUGCCAAUGUUUCACCGGUUGCCCCUAAAUUCCUUAUUGUCCAUCUGCUACCACUCCUAGCAUUAUUACUGUGUGAUAGCUACAACAUAUAGCGUCUGGGAAUAAAUUAUAUUUUCAC
Hyla sarda is the source of this 1068-nucleotide messenger RNA. RefSeq names its product phosphodiesterase 6G (gene PDE6G). The record is from RefSeq and is a predicted model, not a curated record. Gene Ontology annotation, cellular component: photoreceptor outer segment membrane. Gene Ontology annotation, biological process: positive regulation of epidermal growth factor receptor signaling pathway; positive regulation of G protein-coupled receptor signaling pathway; visual perception. Bases 358 to 621 code for a protein of 87 amino acids. Gene Ontology annotation, molecular function: cGMP binding; 3',5'-cyclic-nucleotide phosphodiesterase activity. The transcript has 5 exons. NCBI's taxonomy places the organism in Eukaryota, Metazoa, Chordata, Amphibia, Anura, Hylidae.